GACUCUCAAUUGGCAAUUGAGAAUCCCACGGCUCAUGAUCGACAGCGCAAAAAAGGUUGACAACAAUGUAAAUUAGUAUAAGAGACUUGGUCCAACUCGUCAAAAUGGAGUGAUUUCUUGUCAUCACCUUCAUCAAUACAGUCCAGCCCAGUCCAGUCCUGUCCUGUCUUCUCAACUCACCAUCAUCUCAAAAAGUGUCUAUAUCUUCACUUACACUUACACUUACACUUACACCGCACCCACUUACACAAUGGCCGCCAUCGCUAGACCUGCUCUCGCUAAGCCUGCCGCAUACCCCAAGGCUCUCCCCGUUGUCGUUGCUGUCGGCAGCUUCGCUCUCGUCGCUAGCUACGUGACCUCCCAAUUGGCCACCACAUCAGCCAAGUUCGAUCGCUCUUUUGCAAAGUACAACACUCCCGAGAGUGAAGCCAACCGAGCAAGGACCUUUGACGGUGCCAUCGAGAAUCCCAGGACAAGUCUGUUCAACAUCCUCGGUCGACGACAGUAGACGAUCAAUUGUCUAUAGAACUUUAUUAUAAAGGAUCCUAGAGAUCUGCUUCUGCAUACGCAUAUACAAUUUCUUCACGUUGAGCGUUCUUUAUUACGUCUACAACAUCGCCUGGUUAUAAGUGGCGCAGAGACGGACAUAGCAUUUGGUGGUUGGAUAAACUGGAGGUGGAAUAUACCAUGGAAGUCAUAUAAUUUGAACAAUGAACAAACAGUUGAAAACGUCACACAAAAUCGACCAUGAUAAAUGAACGCGACAUCAAUUCUUUUGUAUUACAUAUAAAAAUUCCGCCAGCCAGUCUUUUGCUGAGGUUGCCCUCGUUUCCAUAAAGACUGAUCUAGGGCUCAUCCUAUCCUG
Molecule: messenger RNA, 865 nt
Organism: Fusarium odoratissimum NRRL 54006
Lineage: Eukaryota; Fungi; Ascomycota; Sordariomycetes; Hypocreales; Nectriaceae
Exons: 2
Coding region: 251-508 (85 amino acids)
Source: RefSeq, a predicted model, not a curated record